ACUGUCGUCUCUCUUUAUCUCGAACGAUACAUAGAGAGAGUGCGACGGUCGCUUCUCCUGGUCCUCCUCUGAGGACUGGUCUGUUCUUCUAGGGUUCUGUCUCUCGCUCCCUCUCUCUCUCUCUUUCUCCGCCUUGGUUGGUGUUCGCCCCUGCUGCAGAGAUGGCCGGCAACAAGGCGAUCACCUUGGAGGAUAUCAAGAACGAAACCGUCGAUCUUGAACGGAUACCGAUCGAGGAGGUGUUCGAGGAGCUGAAAUGUACCAAACAAGGCCUAUCGUCGGAGGAAGGAGCCAGCCGGCUCCAAAUCUUCGGCCCCAACAAGCUCGAAGAGAAAAAGGAGAGCAAGAUUCUCAAGUUCUUGGGCUUCAUGUGGAAUCCUCUAUCGUGGGUCAUGGAGAUGGCCGCUGUCAUGGCCAUCGCGUUGGCCAACGGCGACAAUAAGGAUCCGGACUGGCAAGACUUCGUCGGCAUCAUCGUUCUCCUCGUCAUCAACUCCACCAUAAGCUUCAUCGAAGAAAACAAUGCUGGUAACGCCGCCGCUGCGCUGAUGGCCGGUCUCGCUCCCAAGACCAAGGUUCUUAGAGAUGGCCGCUGGAGCGAGCAGGACGCAGCAAUUCUUGUGCCAGGUGAUAUUAUCAGCAUCAAACUCGGAGAUAUCGUCCCUGCUGAUGCGCGGCUGCUCGAAGGUGAUCCGCUGAAGAUUGAUCAGUCUGCCUUGACUGGUGAAUCCCUCCCAGUCACCAAGAAUCCCGGAGACGAAGUGUUCUCUGGCUCGACCUGCAAGCAGGGUGAGAUCGAGGCUGUCGUCAUCGCGACCGGCGUCCACACCUUCUUCGGGAAGGCAGCCCAUCUGGUGGACAGCACGAACCAAGUCGGGCACUUCCAGAAGGUCCUGACAGCCAUCGGUAACUUCUGCAUCUGCUCCAUUGCGAUCGGCAUGAUCGUGGAGAUCAUAGUCAUGUACCCAAUUCAGCACAGGAGAUACAGGAAUGGGAUCGACAACCUGCUGGUCCUCUUGAUCGGAGGCAUCCCGAUUGCCAUGCCCACCGUUCUGUCGGUGACCAUGGCUAUCGGGUCGCACAGGUUAUCCGAACAAGGCGCUAUCACGAAGAGAAUGACUGCCAUAGAGGAGAUGGCUGGCAUGGACGUUUUGUGCAGUGACAAAACUGGGACGCUGACCCUCAACAAGUUGAGCGUCGACAAUAAUCUGAUCGAGGUGUUCACAAAGGGUAUGUUUAAGGAUCAUGUAAUCCUAUUAGCUGCUAGAGCAUCAAGAACAGAGAAUCAAGACGCUAUCGAUGCUGCCAUGGUGGGGAUGCUUGCGGACCCAAAGGAGGCAAGAGCUGGUAUCAGGGAAGUACAUUUUCUCCCCUUCAACCCUGUCGACAAAAGAACUGCUCUUACCUACAUUGAUGCUGAUGACAAUUGGCAUCGUGUAAGUAAAGGUGCACCGGAGCAGAUUUUGAACCUUUGCAACUGCAAAGAAGAUGUCAGGAAUAAGGUUCAUACAGUAAUCGAUAAGUUUGCCGAACGCGGACUUCGAUCUCUAGCCGUUGCAAGACAGGAAGUUCCAGAGAAGUGCAAAGAGAGUGCAGGAACACCAUGGCAAUUUGUGGGUUUGUUACCCCUGUUUGAUCCCCCGAGGCAUGAUAGUGCAGAAACCAUUCGAAGAGCUCUCAACCUUGGUGUCAAUGUGAAAAUGAUCACAGGUAAGUCAACCAUUCCUUUUUCUUCCCUGUUUGCUAUUUUGUUGAUAGGUCAUCUUCUCCUAACAAACAUGCCCAUUUCAGGCGAUCAGCUUUCUAUUGCCAAGGAGACAGGCCGGAGACUUGGAAUGGGAACAAAUAUGUAUCCUUCCUCUUCAUUGCUAGGCCAAAACAAAGAUGCAUCAAUUGCUGCACUUCCUGUUGAUGAACUGAUAGAGAAGGCUGAUGGAUUUGCAGGAGUAUUCCCAGAACACAAAUAUGAGAUUGUGAGGAAGUUACAGGAGAGGAAGCACAUAUGUGGAAUGACCGGAGAUGGAGUCAAUGAUGCCCCUGCUUUAAAGAAGGCUGAUAUUGGUAUUGCGGUUGCUGAUGCAACAGAUGCAGCAAGAAGUGCUUCUGAUAUUGUUCUUACUGAACCUGGUCUUAGCGUCAUCAUCAGUGCUGUCCUUACUAGCAGAGCUAUUUUCCAGAGGAUGAAGAACUAUACUAUCUAUGCUGUCUCUAUCACUAUCCGUAUUGUUCUCGGAUUUAUGCUUAUUGCACUUAUAUGGAAGUUUGACUUCUCACCCUUCAUGGUUUUGAUCAUUGCCAUCCUAAAUGAUGGUACAAUUAUGACAAUUUCAAAGGACCGGGUGAAGCCAUCUCCAUUGCCUGAUAGUUGGAAGUUGAAAGAAAUAUUCGCUACAGGCAUUGUGUUUGGGAGUUAUUUGGCAUUGAUGACUGUUAUUUUCUUCUGGGCCAUGAAAGAUACUCACUUCUUCUCGGAUAUAUUUAAAGUUAGGUCACUUAAAGACAGUGAGGAUGAAAUGAUGGCUGCUUUGUAUCUGCAAGUUAGUAUUGUUAGUCAGGCUCUUAUAUUUGUUACACGAUCACGCAGCUGGUGCUUUGUUGAGCGCCCUGGACUUCUUCUAGUCAGUGCCUUUAUCAUUGCUCAGCUUGUUGCAACAGUCAUAGCUGUCUAUGCUGACUGGGGCUUUGCACGGAUAAAAGGUAUUGGAUGGAGAUGGGCUGGUGUUAUCUGGAUUUACAGCAUUGUUUUCUUCUUCCCUCUGGAUUGGUUCAAAUUUGCUAUCCGCUACAUUCUAAGUGGAAAGGCUUGGGAUAACCUUCUCCAGAAUAAGACUGCUUUCACUACCAAGAAAGAUUAUGGUAAGGAAGAAAGGGAAGCUCAGUGGGCUAUGGCACAACGAACUCUUCAUGGACUUCAACCCCCUGAAACCACCAAUCUUUUCUCCGACAAGAGUAGCUACAGGGAACUAUCAGAAAUUGCUGAACAAGCCAAAAGGCGCGCUGAAAUCGCAAGGCUCCGCGAACUGCACACUCUGAAGGGACACGUCGAGUCAGUGGUCAAGCUUAAAGGGCUCGACAUCGACACCAUCCAGCAGCAUUACACCGUAUGACAUCCAGCAUGUGAAGAAGUCUCAUAUGAAGCAAAAUCGAUGGAAAGUGAUGGUGUUGAAGAUGAAGCCAUUUCUGAUUUUAACCGAGUAGCAUCCUAGUGUCUUCUAGUUCUGUGUCGUGCCAUAUUCAUUUUAAUGCUUCUUUUCUGUCUCAUAAUAAUGCCAACUUGCUAUUUUUAUCUACCGUGAAUUUUUGUGUUUGUGAUUGAUCAUUCGCUAUUCAUUGAUCUUCAAGGCAGUUGGAUGUUGUUGUUAUUCCACUUCCAGUUUCAUUUGUUCCA
Messenger RNA from Musa acuminata subsp. malaccensis (wild Malaysian banana), 3388 nucleotides. NCBI's taxonomy places the organism in Eukaryota, Viridiplantae, Streptophyta, Magnoliopsida, Zingiberales, Musaceae. The record is from RefSeq and is a predicted model, not a curated record.